CGUUAGGGUUUGCCAAAGAACCAAGAGCAUCACCUAUAUAUCUUCCCCAAAUCCCUCAAAUCUUUUUCACUCAUAUCCAUCAUCACUUUCUUGUUUAGCUUCUAAAAUUAUCUGCAGUACACAAGAAAAGAUGAAAAAACUUCAACUGUAUUUGAAGAGAGAAGACUCCUCAAUAAAUUCAGCUAAUUUUAGUGUGAGAUAUAAAGAGUGCCAGAAGAAUCAUGCUGCGAGGGUUGGAGGAUAUGCUGUUGAUGGCUGCCGAGAAUAUAUGCCAAUUAGUGGGGAAGAAGGAACAAACAGCGCCUUUACUUGUGCAGCUUGCGGCUGUCACCGCAACUUUCAUAGAAGACAAGUAGUGGAAACUGAAGUUGCAUCUGAUUCUUCCUCUUCUUCUUCCUCUACCAAUAACUAACGGAUAGAGUAAAAAUUCUUUUACACUAUCGGUGUAUUGAAGCUAAACUUAUUUGAGAUUGCGAUUAGUUGUAUAAGUUAUGCAAUUUGUGUUUGAGCAUGAGUGGAUUUAAUUGUAGAAACUAGGGAAGGCUCCAGCUUCCUAAUUUUAUUUAGUACUUGUAGUGUUUGGCUUUGGCGUAACUGGUAAAGUUGCUGCCAUGUGACCAGGAGGUCACGGAUUCAAGCCGUGGAAACAGCAUCUGGCAGAAAUGCAAGGUAAGGUUGUGUAUAGAUCUUUGUAGUCUGGCCCUUCCCGCGAUCCCGCGCAUAGCGGGAGCUGAGUGCACCAGGCUGUCCUUUAGUGUUUGGCUUUGCUUAUAUAUGUGGAAGUGAGAUUGUUGGUAAUGAUUUUGCAUGGUUGAUUGUCAAGGGUGAACCUCUCAUUUGAUAAACUAUUAGUCUAUUUUUUCUACUUGUCUUAACGAAAAAUUAGGCUAUAGUAGUAUUUUUUUGUUCA
Molecule: messenger RNA, 910 nt
Organism: Nicotiana tabacum (common tobacco)
Lineage: Eukaryota; Viridiplantae; Streptophyta; Magnoliopsida; Solanales; Solanaceae
Source: RefSeq, a predicted model, not a curated record